AUGAUGGCCUCCCGGCUUCUUGCCUUGCCGCUUCGUCCGCUACAGGACAGCGAGGUGGAGCCGACGACCGACCUGCUGAAGGACUUCCGCGAUCUGCGGGCGUCGUUCGAGGAGAAGGGGUACUUCAAGAGCAGCCCGGCGUACUACGUGUUUAAGGUGCUCUCCACGUUCGCCAUCGUCGCCGCCAGCCUCGCCAUCAUCAUGUGGACCUCCGACCCGCGCUGGGUGCUUGCCUCCGCCGUGCUUCUCGGCCUCUAUUUUCAGCAAGUCGGCUGGCUCUCGCACGACUUCCUCCACCACCAGGUGUUCCAGUCGCGGUCCCUCAACACGGCCAUCGGCGGGUACAUUCACGGCAACCUGGCGCAGGGCUUCAGCAUGAAUUGGUGGAAGAACAAGCACGCCACGCACCACGCCAUACCCAACGAGUGCGACGAGGAGUACCGCCCAAUCGACCCGGAUAUCGUCACGCUGCCUUACCUGGCGUGGAGCGAUGACAUUCUCGCGACCGUCAAGAGCAAGACUGUGCGCUCGCUGCUGCGCUACCAGAGCUUUCUUUUCUUGCCCACGCUCUUCAUCGCCCGCUUCGCAUGGUCGUACGCGAGCCUGAUUUACUGCUUCUCGGACGAUGUGCCCGAGAAGGAGCGCUUCGGGGAGCGGCUGUUCAUGGUGCUGCACUACGCGUGGGUGCUGGGCUUUGGGUUCGGCUGCGUGCCGUUCUGGACGGCCGUCAUGUGGUUGCUGGCGGCGCAGGUCUCCGGCGGGCUGUUCCUCUCGUUUGUGUUCGUGCAGAGCCACAACGCCAUGGAGAUCUACAACGAGGGCAAGGACUUCUACUCCGCCCAGAUUGUGACCACGCGUAAUGUGAGCGACGGGCUGUUCAACGACUGGUUCACAGGUGGGCUGAACAAGCAGCUAGAGCACCACCUGUUCCCCACCAUGCCCCGUCACAACCUGGGCAAGACGUGCAAGGCAGUGAAGGAGCUGUGCGAGAAGCAUGGGCUUGCCUAUGAGAAAGUGUCCUUCGUCGAGGGCACGUCACUAGUGCUCGAGCAUCUCAGCAAAAUUGCUGCCAAGGCCUGA
Closterium sp. Yama58-4 is the source of this 1080-nucleotide messenger RNA. NCBI's taxonomy places the organism in Eukaryota, Viridiplantae, Streptophyta, Zygnematophyceae, Desmidiales, Closteriaceae. The record is from the annotation of a GenBank genome assembly.